CGAACGCCGCGGUAUGGCCAGCAGCCUACCCAUGAGCUCAGAUUUCCAGCAUUACAGCUUCAGGAUGCCGAACAUCGGGUUCCAGAACCUGCCUCUCAACAUAUACAUCGUGGUUUUUGGCACGGCCAUCUUCGUCUUCAUCCUCAGUUUACUCUUCUGUUGCUACUUGAUCAGGCUCAGACAUCAAGCCCACAAGGAGCUUUACGCCUACAAGCAGGUUAUCCUGAAGGAGAAGGUGAAGGAGCUGAACCUGCAUGAGAUCUGCGCCGUCUGCUUGGAGGAGUUCAAGCCCAAAGACGAGCUGGGCAUCUGCCCGUGCAAACAUGCCUUCCACCGCAAGUGCCUCAUCAAGUGGCUGGAGGUGCGCAAGGUCUGCCCGCUGUGCAACAUGCCCGUGCUGCAGCUGGCGCAGUUGCACGGCAAGCAGGACGCGCUGCCCGGCGCCCCCCACGCCGUAUAG
Tinamus guttatus (white-throated tinamou) is the source of this 460-nucleotide messenger RNA. RefSeq names its product ring finger protein 24 (gene RNF24). Gene Ontology annotation, cellular component: endomembrane system. Gene Ontology annotation, molecular function: ubiquitin protein ligase activity; zinc ion binding. Lineage: Eukaryota; Metazoa; Chordata; Aves; Tinamiformes; Tinamidae. The record is from RefSeq and is a predicted model, not a curated record. Gene Ontology annotation, biological process: proteasome-mediated ubiquitin-dependent protein catabolic process.